Molecule: messenger RNA, 822 nt
Organism: Sphaeramia orbicularis (orbiculate cardinalfish)
Lineage: Eukaryota; Metazoa; Chordata; Actinopteri; Kurtiformes; Apogonidae
Gene: cnep1r1
Product: CTD nuclear envelope phosphatase 1 regulatory subunit 1
Exons: 6
Coding region: 80-457 (125 amino acids)
Cellular component (GO): Nem1-Spo7 phosphatase complex; cytoplasm
Source: RefSeq, a predicted model, not a curated record
UAUGACCUGUCCGUCAGCUGAGAGGAAGUAGUGGCACAGCCAACAGUGAGCCAGGCUGCUGGGACUAGUAGGCUCAGACAUGAAUUCCUUGGAACAGGCCGAAGACCUGAAGGCCUUUGAGAGAAGACUGACAGAAUAUGUCUCUUGUUUGCAACCUGCAACAGGCAGGUGGAGAAUGAUUUUGAUAGUGGUGUCUGUUUGUACGGCUACUGGGGCUUGGAACUGGUUGAUAGACCCUGACACGCAAAAGGUGUCAUUUUUUUCAUCACUUUGGAAUCAUCCGUUUUUCACCAUCAGCUGCAUCACUUUAAUAGCUCUCUUCUUUGCCGGGAUACACAAACGAGUUGUUGCACCAUCAAUUAUUGCUGCCCGGUGUCGGACAGUUUUAGCAGAAUACAACAUGUCUUGUGAUGAUACAGGAAAGCUAAUUCUUAAACCACGACCAAACAUUCAAUAACCGCAAGCUUGUGUGAGACAGUUAGAAUAUGAACCUGGUCUUUGUUGGUAUCAGCUGAUCGCUCUGCAUCCUGAGUCCUUCGGAUGGUCUGUGUGGUUGAAAAAACAGCAUCAAUGCAGAUUUUGUCACCAUGAUAUAAAUCCAUUUGGGAGAAACAAGAUGAAAUGAACCUACGGGACCUUUUAACAGUGUCGCUGUGUGAUGUCACCAAUGAAGCUGCUGAUCUGCUCACAGUCUUUGAUAUAUUUUACUCAUUCAGUGUGAGUCAGUUGUGUUUAUAUCUGUUUUCUGAUGUCGAGCAUGUAUUUUAUCUAAAUGUUUCCAUUUUUAAAGUUAUUUACCUAAUAAAUCUUCAGGUGUGAAAA